AGGGUGCUCUCUCCACAGAACCCAAGAGAAGACUCUGGACAGAUAGAGCUGCACUUCCCCUCACCCCGUGCUCCUCUGCCAUUGCGCCAGCUGUGAGGCAGGACCCCCAAAGGCGGAUCCAUUGACCAUUCAGGAGAGUCUAGUGCAAAUACUCUGAGGUUUUCUUGGCGAAACUCCCAAAUUUGAAUGGGAUUCUCACACUUGAGUUCCAAAAAACAAGUGUUUUUUUUAUAUAUAUGCUCUGCUACAGCCCUCAAAUAGUGACUGAAAAUCGUAUCUAUCAAUGUCCUGGGACCAAAGUGUUUGGAAACUGAAGCAGAGGGUUCAUGAGCCGAGUUUCAUCAAAUGACUCACAGAAUGAAUUCCCUUUUUCUGAUCAAAAGACCGGUCCAUAUGUAAGAGAAAGCUUAGAAGAGAUCCCAGUUCAGUCAGAAAUCCAAGGCACAAAUAGAAUGGCAGAGCCUCAUCCCAGCUGAUGAACAGUAUGACCCCAGUUACUCGACAACAAGUUCUUGGCCUUUACCGCAAGAUAUUCCGAAUAGCCAAAAAAUGGCAAUCGGCAUCAGGACAGAUAGAAGAAACUAUUAAAGAGAAAGACUACAUUAUCAAUGAAGCCCAAACAUUAUUCCGAAAAAACAAAAAUGUAACAGAUCCAAAGUUGAUUAAGCAGUGUAUAGAAGAAUGUGAGGCAAGAAUAGAAAUCGGACUUCACUAUAACAUCCCCUACCCAAGGCCUAUCCAUCUACCUCCUAUGGGUCUUGCCCAUAAACAAGGCCGUAUGUUGCGACACCAGGAAAAGUUAAGGAAGAUUUCUAAGCCAAUAUACCUGAAAUCCCAUGAUGAAGUUUCAUAACCCAUUAUUUAAGAUGCGAUGUGUAAUCACAUCCUUCAAACUGUGGACUGCAAUCCAGGUGAUUUGUGUGCACAACUGUGAAUGAAGCUGUUUGGUCACUUGCUCACACAUUUCCGGAGGCCAAAAAGCUAUGAUACACUGUACAUGAUUGAUAAGGUUGGUCUAGUAUUUAUUACAUUUCAACCACUGACUCGUCAAUAAAAGUAACACUUUUCAAGGAGUGAGGUGUGAUAUGAGAUUACUUUGACAUCAGGAAAAUUACAGCAGGUUUUUAAACUCUGUUGAUUUAUAUCAAGGUUCCCUGGUGGUUUGAGAAUUAUAUAUGCUCAAUUGUGAUUCAGGGCAGUGCCUUGUCUAAGGGUCAGCAAAAAUCAAGAAAGUCCAGGAGAAUCAAGCAGACACUGCACCUUCAGAGCUUCCAAAUGCAGGUGGGAAUACAGUGACUGCUUUAUGCAACUGCACUCCUUCCUCUCUUGUCCCUGCUCUGCCUAUUGUCCCUGAAGAAUCAUUUCAGUUUCAUAGUAUUCUUAUAGUGAAGUAUUGUUUCUAAAGGGACAGUAGCAAGGAGACAUCAGAAAUGCCACAAGUCCUCCUUUUUCCUUUUUGCAAACUGCAGGGGAGUGGCCUAGAGCCUCUAUGUCAGCUUUUUUUAUGGUUUCCCCCUGCUUCCUUUGGACAGGGUGUGGAUGUGAAAUGCAAAGUUUGGAAUGCCAUUACACAACUCAGAGUAAAACAUUCCAGUGUUGGGUUCCUCAGGUUCCCAUGUAUGGACUGACUGAAAACUCUCUCUUCAGGGUAUCACUAUGGAAGCCAGUUAAGGUGCUUUGGGUAUCUUCACCGUGCAUUUUUACAUGCUACAACUCUCUCUUCUGUCUCUUAAGUUUGAGGGGUAUUUUUGCUUUGCAGGUGCCUCAUGAAUGGAAGUGAAAUUAAAUUAAUUGCCCCAGAAAUUAAAUUAACUGGCCACCAAAUGUUUUGGCUCCUUUUCAGUGCUCUGGCUUUACCAGGCUGUUUACAAAUUCUCUUCAGAAAAGUUAGGCUAGAAGUACCAAUGAAACCAAGCUGUGGACAAGAGCCACAUUCUACUGGGAGACUAUAUAUGCGCAGCCCACAGCUGUGUUAAGGGCAGAGGGUAUGAGCAGCAACCCAUUCCAGCCAGAAGUUAAGGGUGGCAAAAAAGCAGAUUUGAAAAUGCAGUGUACAUUAUUUCCUAUUUAAAUGGGCAAAACCAAUGAAGUAUCAUUUUCUGAGCUCUCCAACUCCUCCUAAACUCUCCAAGCCCUAAUAGAAAAUGGCAAAGAAAUAUUCCUGUCUACCUUAAAAAUAAGUUAAAACUGGUCAUGUGCAGAACAGAAUGACAGUUCCUCCCCCAAGAAUGUACUUUUCAGAGUGGGAGAAAAAUACAAGCGGAUGAGAAAGUACAAGGAAACAAUGAGAAGAGCGAGUCAGCAUGACAGGUACUGGCUAGCCCAAUUUCUCACUACCCUUUAUGGCUCCAAUCCACAAAGGUACCUAUUCCCAUAUAAUUAUUUCCUGGGAAUACCUCCUGUGGGAAGUAUCAUGUAAAAUGCCAUUGUUCUGCCUGUCAGUGGGAGCUUUGCAAAUUUACUGCUGCCAGGAAGACACAAAACAAAACUCCUUUAGCUGAGGAAAAGUGGGAUGGAACAAAGACAGUAAAAAAUAACAUGAUUAUACACACUGCUUAAUCCUUCAUUGAAACAAGUCCAAAUACAGUCUUUUCCUAUCCUCAUAGAGACGUGUCAAGUGAGCCAAAGAAAAAUGUGCAGAGACAAGGGUUUUGAAUGGAAGCUUAGGCUCAUUCUUUAUCAUUAAGGUAUCAUUCUGAAUCUUUCAAAUUGUUAAAAUUCACGUGGCUAAUGAAGGUACUGAUGCUGUGACUAAUCAGGUGAAUAAACAGCUAUGUAAAUGAGCACUGUAAAUUUACUGUCUGUAUUAUAGUCACAACUCUUUGCUGAGCACAUACCGCAAGACAUAGAUUAAUUUCAAGAGAACAUCCCUAAAGUUACAGAAGAUUCACACUGAAUUGAAAUAACAAGAUGAGUUCAUUUCUGAAGGGAAACAUAAAUAAGCAAUUUUUAAAAGUCUCAAGUAGCCUUAAGUAGCUCAAAUGAGUAUCCACUUCCUUGACCAAAAAGCCAGUAAACUGAACUGCAGUAACAGCAUCAUAUUAUUUGAGAUGCUUUCAAAUGCUAGAUAGCCUAUUUUUCAAAAUAAGUAUUUGAGAAAUUAUUAACUAGUGCCUGAUCUUCAUUAUGUUCCAGCACCAGAAGGCAAAGACUGAAAUUUCUUAAAACCUCAAGUCUGUUCAGCUAAAGGAAGGAUUAGAUCAGCUCUUUUGUCAACUCUGGAGAGCAAACCCCUUUUUUUCACAGUUUAAGUUAAACUCUGUACGGCAAAGAAAAUCUGCCUUAAAGAGAGUGCUUUGGUUUUAGAGGUCAAACUGGCAAACUUUCAUUUUGAGGGAGCUUCAUAAAAAGAAUUUCAUCUGCAGCUCAGUCCAGUGGGUAGGCGGAUGUCUGAACUGGUACUCAUUGUAUUCAUUUCCAAAGACCAUAUAACUGCUGUCAAGAAGUAUCCCAAUGAUGGUGCAAUAUAUCAUUCCUACACAUUAAUUUUACUUGCAAAAAUAUGUUGGCCAAUAAUGCCUCUGAGUUCUUGAAAGUUUGUAAUGCACUGGAUUCAACCAGUCAGUGUACACUCUGUCCUGUACUUCCUUAACUUUGUCCCACUUUCGUUCCAGAAAAUACUGUCUCUUUCCAGUUUAUCACACUAGUCAAGAGAUGCUUUAGAAUAACUUAGAAUAAGAAGAUGGCAGUAACUUUAUAUUCUUUAGAAAUAAAAAUCCUGGGUCAGUUGCAUGAACUCUCCCGCAAGUUAACCGGUAGCAACACAGUAGUAAUUUGUUAACAUGCUAUCUAUCUGGCCUUGAAUAUCUAAAUAACACCUCCUUUCUGGAUAUUCUGUCCCUAACUCCUAAUUUAUGAACCCAUGCACUUAUGAAACCAAAUUAACACUAACAUUAGCAAGCACAUAGUCAUUUAAGAAGAUGGAGUUGAUACCUGCUUACUGAAUGUACCCCCUCAAUGUUACCUAGGGGUGAGGAAACACUCAUGAAGUUGCAGCAGUGAUCCGAUCUGUUCCAAGGGAAGUAUCAUCAAACUGAAACACGUUAAGAGGGGUUAGGUUAUCAUCUCAUCUAUCUUCCCACAAAUACGAGUCUGUUCUUGUAAUACCUUUUACAUCUAGAGAAAUAAGGCAACCUGGACCUUACUCCCUUGGGGCCCUACAAUGUAUCCAUCAGAAAUUAUAUCAGUAACAUCCAUCUUUUAUCCACAGACAGAAAGAUCACUUAUUUGAUCAUACCUAUAAACUCAUUUUCAAGAUUUCUAAUUACAGGAGAGACCCACACUUCUCACUAAUUUUUCUAAUCCUAUUAGGCAAACCAUUCUAGCUUAUAGGAACUCUUAAGUAGAAGAAUCCUUUGUAUUGUCUUUCACUUUUUCAUUGUAUAAUUUUCCCUUUAACAGCCCAACGGUGCUAAAAUCAAGAGAGAUAGUACUUUCUGUUCCUGAAAGGGAUUUUUGUACAGAUGAGAUAAGAGAAAGGAAAUGUACUAACCCUAUCUGUCUUACAGCAUCUCUAGCUGAAAAUCUGUCUCUGCUCUAAGGAAACAUCUCUUGCUCUGUAAUAUCUGUAUACUGCAAUUUUUCCAUCUGCUUUGAGUUAUUAGCAAGGCUGUAAAUAUAUGAUUUGCUGUAAUUGCAGGUGGUUUUUUGUGGUUUGUUUAAUGAGAGCUUCUAAUUAAGAAAUGGAAAUACUAAACCUGUAAAGCCAAGAAUUCUAAUAUUAUUACAAGGUACUUUAUUUGCCCAAAAAUUUUCUACACUUUUAUCAUGUCUAACUAACAGCUGAGUUGCUUUUUAUUUUAUUUUUAAUGCAUCUCAGCCAAAAAAGCUUGUGAAUUCCAAUGUUUAGCCAGCUUAUCAUUCUUCAGGAACGUCUAGACAGUGCUCAGGAAAUAAGGUCAGGAAGCUCAUUUCAAAGAACCACAGAAAAAUAUCUCUAAGACAGAUAUCCCUCAACGGUAAAUUCCAUUACUUUUUCUCUAACAGUAAGGGCAGUCCAGGAAAUCACAUACUUCAGUGACCAUCAACUAAAGAAACAGCCGUGCCUGAUCCCUGGUGAAAGGGCAAGCAACAGAUGCAUGAAGAUACAGACUUCUCUCCUAUCUAUAUCUGUUGGUCACACCUAAAAAAGCUUGAAAUACAUUUUUAAUUACAUUCUAAGAGACGUCUUCAUCUCAAAUCUAACAUUAACACAGAAGAAGCAUUUAUAAAAUCAACACAGUAAUAAGGACACUGCA
Molecule: messenger RNA, 5237 nt
Organism: Strigops habroptila (Kakapo)
Lineage: Eukaryota; Metazoa; Chordata; Aves; Psittaciformes; Psittacidae
Gene: LYRM1
Product: LYR motif containing 1
Exons: 5
Coding region: 476-853 (125 amino acids)
Cellular component (GO): mitochondrion
Source: RefSeq, a predicted model, not a curated record